UUCAUAAUAUAUACGAUAUAGUGAGAUUUGAAAAAUUGAUCGCAUCAUGAAACUUUUAUUAUUAUUAACAAUUACCUUGUUUGCUUCCGUUUAUGGAGCAUCAGUAGCAACAUUCUCACAAGGACGUAUAAUUAAUGGUCGUGAUGCUCAACCACAUGAAGCACCAUAUAUUGUUUCAUUAAAAUCCGGUUUCUGGAUAUUAAAAAGUCAUACAUGUGGUGGUACAAUCAUUUCACCAGAAUGGAUUUUAACAGCUGCUCAUUGUGUUGGUGGUAGUUCAAUUGAUGUUGUAGCUGGAUUACAUGAUCGUAGCCGUGAAUCUGGUACACAAGUUAUAUCAGUUGCCAAAAAAAUUUCUCAUCCAAAAUAUAGUGGUGGUGUUGGCCCAUACGAUAUUGCUUUAUUAAAAUUAUCAAAACCAUUGAAAUUAGAUGAUAAAGUUCAAGUUGCCAAAAUACCAGAACAAGACGGAUUACGUGAAGGUGAUGCUGAUUUAUAUGGUUGGGGUAAAACAUCAAAUGGAAUUUUCCCAAGUUUACCAAAUAUAUUACAAACUGUUCAUACACAUUUAAUUAAUUAUGAUGAAUGUAAAGCUGCUUUACCAAGUGAUGCACCAAUCACUGAUUUAAAUAUUUGUUCUGGAUCAUUAGAUAAAAAUAUUUCAGCAUGUAAUGGUGAUUCUGGUGGUCCAUUAGUACAAAAAUCAGAAGAUGGUACUGAAGUUGUUGGUAUUGUAUCAUGGGGUUAUAUGCCAUGCGGUGAUGAAAAUUUCCCAUCAGUUUAUACUAAAGUAUCAUCAUACUCAGAUUGGAUCCGUGAAAAUAUGAAAUAAAGAAACUAAAUUGCUUUCCUUUGGAAAAAUUUAUAACAAUAUUUAAAUUAUGUGAUUUGUAAAAUGAAUAAAAAAAUAUAGUUAAUUUAAAUUUGAAAAAA
Molecule: messenger RNA, 933 nt
Organism: Condylostylus longicornis
Lineage: Eukaryota; Metazoa; Arthropoda; Insecta; Diptera; Dolichopodidae
Product: lectizyme-like
Exons: 1
Coding region: 47-832 (261 amino acids)
Biological process (GO): proteolysis
Molecular function (GO): serine-type endopeptidase activity
Source: RefSeq, a predicted model, not a curated record